GGAUCGCUAUCCAGUGGACAGUGGCUGCCGGUGCCGAACUCUGCCGCUGCAGGGCCGGCCGCUUCGGUCCUGCACGGGGCUCUGGGCACGAGGCCUGCCGCUUCAGGGCCGGGCGCUCGGCCGCCGUUGACCUCUCCGGUGCAGGCCACACCCACGGUCCGCGCUCCCACGCCUCGAUUUCCGCGGGUUCCACUGCCGUUGGCGCUGUCUUCGCCGUCGCCGUCUCCGUUGCCGCUGUCUUGGCCGCCGUCGCCGUUUCUGCGGUCCGCGUCUCUGCCACCGCCGUCCCGCUGUGGUCUGCCGUCACCGCCUCUGCCGCUGUUUCGGCCGCCAUCUCCGUCUCCGUGGCCCGCGUCUCGGUUUCUGCCGUCCCGCUGAGCUCCGCCGUCACUGCUUCUGCCGCUGCGGUCGUUUGGGCGGGUCCGGAGUCCCUCAUCCGCGGGUCCCUGCUGUUGCUGCCGCGUGGAGUCUCCUCCCACACCCGGGCGCCGGCCUCUGGCUGGGCUUCACACGGGGCGGGCCCCGAGGCCCACGUGAUGUGCAGGGUCUGGUGGUGCCACACUAUCCCCUGGCGCACGGCGGUCCGCACCUCCUGAGACACAUACGGGCCCAUCACCGCCGCCUCGGGUCCCCUCCACUGUUGUUGCUGAUGCUGCUGCCACUGCCCCUGCUGCUGAUGCUGCUGCCACUGCCCCUGCUGCUGCUGCUGCUGCUCAGGUGCACGGCGCUGCCAGAGCUCUUCUUCUUCGGCCUGCUGUUGCCGCCGCGCUGGGCCCUCGUCGUCCUCGGUCUGCUGCAGCCGCCGCUGCCACUCGGCCUCGGGGUCCGUGGGCAGCUCGCCCGUGGCCUGGGACUGCGCCCCCUUGGUCUCCGCCUCGUCGGUCCUGUGCUGCAUCGGCGGCAGCACCACCCGGAAUGGUGGGGGUGGCGGCGCCUCGUCGCUCUCCUCCGCGGGCUCCUUCGUACUGGUGGCUUCUUCCGCCUGUCGCCGCCGCGCUCUAUCCGCUCGUCCCUCCGACGCCUCAUCGCCAGCGCUGCCCCCAGCACCCGGUGGAUCCGGCGCUUUUCAUCCGACGUCGCCUGCCGGAACUUCCGUUUCACCGCCUCGACUCUGUCACGCAGGGUCAGCGGCUUUUUGUUCCUUGUUCCCGGCUCCGCCCUUUGCUGCCGCCUUCCCCUGGCCUUUUCUUCAUCGGUUGGCACGCGCGGUCCGUCGGUGAUUUGGAUUUCGUCGUCGCUAUCCUUGGCGCUCUCCUCCGACGACACCGUCGGCGACACCGAGUCGUGUCCCGAUGGUGCAGGUGACACCAACGGCGAGGCCAGCAGCUGGAGGAACUGGGAGCCAUCGCACCAUUCCUCCUCGUCGCUACGCGAGAGCAAGGACGCCCGUCGCUGACGAGGAGCCUCGGCGCGAUAGCCCCCUUCUCCUAUGAUCGCCUGCUGUUCCUCCAAGAAGGCCCGGAGAUCCUCCAUUUUCUUCUCACAGUCCUCGUGGUCGAGCCCGCGUUUCAUCUCCAUGUUUUUUUUUACUACGUUUUUUUUGUGUUCCCGCUGGUGAUAAUUACCUUCAAGUGUUCGUUGGUCCGUUUUCCACCCGCCUAUAUACACGCGUUGCAUUGCCAAUCGUUCCCUCUAACUGUGCCAGUGCUCCGUGUUUCGGUCUCUUUUGCCUGGUUAUAACGGUUGUUGCGUUUGUACUCAUGGCCCUCAGCCUCGUCUCUCUGCCGGCCGCGCUCUCUAACGGCAUCUUUCCCCUUGUUGUGUGAGUGCCUUCGCGCUCUCCGCUCUCUAUCCGAUUUCGCCGUCCUCUGCCGUCCGCUGGAGCGUCUGGCCGGUCUUAUCCCUUCCUUUUUUUUUUUGGAUAUUGUUGUGUUCUCGCCGCGUUUCUUUGUUGGACGUUAGAUAACACUUUUCCAUCUUUGAUGGACCCACCCCCUUCCCGUUUAUGAAUAUUUUGAUUUUUAUUCAAACAUUUUAUUUUUGCUUAUUCUGAUUUCCAUUUAACCCUUUAUGUUUGCUUAUUCUAAUUUUCAUUUAACCCUUUAUUUCUGUUUAUUUUAAUUGCUAUUUACUUCAUACAUGCUAACGUUGACCUGUCUUCUUCAUCCCGUGCUGAUUGGACCCUCCUUGGCCUGGCUCGCCCUCUGCCCUCAAUGCGGGCCGUUUGCCGCGAUUCCGCUCGUGAACAACGGGUCCUCCGACCCUCCGCCCGGGCUGGAAUCUUUGGCUCACAUUCCAGAGCAACUCCUACGCGCCUCCGGCCGGACUCAUUUGACGGGUGUCUCCCUCACACAGUGGAUCGGACCCGAGGAUCAUCCGACUCCCCGCCCGG
Drosophila miranda is the source of this 2332-nucleotide messenger RNA. RefSeq lists its product as uncharacterized. The record is from RefSeq and is a predicted model, not a curated record. The coding region runs from base 650 to 1396 and encodes 248 amino acids. The transcript has 2 exons. Lineage: Eukaryota; Metazoa; Arthropoda; Insecta; Diptera; Drosophilidae.